This is a messenger RNA of Sciurus carolinensis (gray squirrel), 4387 nucleotides long. RefSeq names its product interleukin 1 receptor associated kinase 4 (gene Irak4). Gene Ontology annotation, molecular function: protein serine/threonine kinase activity; magnesium ion binding; ATP binding. Lineage: Eukaryota; Metazoa; Chordata; Mammalia; Rodentia; Sciuridae. Gene Ontology annotation, biological process: protein phosphorylation; signal transduction. The record is from RefSeq and is a predicted model, not a curated record. The coding region runs from base 964 to 2346 and encodes 460 amino acids. The transcript has 12 exons.
UUCCCCGCCUGUGUGUCUCCAUGGAAGGUUGUGUGAGGUCCACGCCUCGGUCUCUUUGCUCACUCAAAUCGCCUUACCAUCAAAGUCAAAAAAGUUAGGAAGUAGGCUGCAUGGACAGCUUUCUUCGACUUGGUGGGUCCCAGGGGAUCAAAAAGUUCGUCAAACCAGAGGAUGAACCUGAGGCAUGGAGGGGCGGCACCCAGCCUUUUGUCGGCUCAGACCUAACCUCAAGUUUCUCAGCUUCCAGGGAGUGUGUUCCCGAGCCGGUUUAUCAGAGGAAAUUUGUCUUCCUCAGAACCAGGAAGUUAAAGUCAGCACCCACGGAGAUGCUCGUGGCGUGGGAAGUAGUCGUAGCCUCCACGGGAUUCUAAUCGGCUCGUUUCUCUGGCCUUCAAGAUUCCAGUGAGAAAGUGGAGAGGCAUUGUAGGGUCAGAUAAAUACAUUACCAGACUUGGAGCAUACCUGACGACUCGGAAGCAAAAGAGGAGACAAAAGAAUGAAAAGCAAACCCUGAGAAAGUAUUUUUAGCCUUUGAGAAUAGAAACAGUGCUAAUGGUGCAUCAAAAACCUGCCUGCCCUAGGCACUUUAAAAGCAGAGGAUUUUAAAAUCUGCCUUUUUCUCUUUCUGGGAGUAAUCCUUGUAGAAGUCUGUUGGGAAGUUCAGACUUUUAUUCUUCUGUUUUCGUUCUAAACAUUCAUUGGAAGUUUGAUUUCUACCUGUCCAAACCGACUUCAGAUCUUCCAGGUCAAACUUGCUGUUUCACAGUCUUCAUUUCAGUACAUGUCAGGAAACUUGUUCAAGUUCAAAAGUUUUGGUGCCAUCUUCUCGCUCCCCUCAUCAACACACAAGAUUCUGCUGGCUCUUCCUCAGAAUAUACACAGUAUCCUGGGACUUCUGCACCUUUUCUGCUCUACCCACUAGUCCAAUCGCCAGCAUUUCCCAUGAGAUCGUUGGAAUAGAAGAUGAACAAACCCAUAACACCAUCAACAUAUGUGCGCUGCCUCAAUGUUGGCCUAAUUAGAAAGUUGUCAGAUUUUAUUGAUCCUCAAGAAGGAUGGAAGAAAUUAGCUGUAGCUAUUAAAAAACCAUCUGGUGAUGAUAGAUACAAUCAGUUUCACAUAAGGAGAUUUGAAGCAUUACUUCAAACUGGAAAAAGUCCCACUUGUGAAUUACUGUUUGACUGGGGUACCACAAAUUGCACAGUUGGUGAUCUUGUGGAUCUUUUGGUUCAAAAUGAGUUUUUUGCUCCUGCAAGUCUUUUGCUUCCAGAUGCUGUUCCCAAAACUGUUCAUACUGUACCAUCUAUAGAAGCUACAGUAGUUCAGCAGAAACAGAUGCCUUUCUAUGAAAAAGACAGGACAUCUAUGAUACCUGUGCAGAAUCUUGAACAAAAUCAUAUGCUACCUGACUCUUCAACUCCAGAAAAUAUAAGUUUAGAAGUUAGUGAUACACGUUUUCAUAGUUUUUCAUUUUAUGAAUUGAAGAAUGUCACAAAUGAUUUUGAUGAACGGCCCAUUUCUGUUGGUGGCAAUAAAAUGGGAGAGGGAGGAUUUGGAGUUGUAUAUAAAGGCUAUGUGAACAACACACCUGUGGCGGUGAAGAAGCUUGCAACUAUGGUUGACAUUAGUACUGAAGAAUUGAAAAAACAAUUUGAUCAAGAAAUAAAAGUAAUGGCAAAGUGUCAACAUGAAAAUUUAGUAGAACUGCUUGGUUUCUCAAGUGAUGGCGAUGAUCUGUGCUUAGUGUAUGUUUACAUGCCCAAUGGUUCAUUGCUAGACAGACUGUGUUGCUUGGAUGGUACUCCACCACUUUCUUGGCACGCAAGAUGCAGGAUUGCUCAGGGUGCAGCUAAUGGCAUCGGUUUUUUACAUGAAAACCAUCAUAUUCAUAGAGAUAUUAAAAGUGCAAAUAUCUUACUAGAUGAAGCCUUUACUGCCAAAAUAUCAGACUUUGGACUCGCACGGGCUUCUGAGAAGUUUGCCCAGACCGUCAUGACUAGCAGAAUUGUGGGCACAACAGCUUAUAUGGCACCUGAAGCUUUGCGAGGAGAAAUAACAGCCAAGUCUGAUGUCUACAGCUUUGGUGUGGUUUUACUAGAAAUAAUAACUGGACUUCCAGCUGUGGAUGAACACCGUGAACCUCAGUUAUUACUAGAUAUUAAAGAAGAAAUUGAAGAUGAAGAAAAGACAAUUGAAGAUUAUAUUGAUGUGAAGAUGAAUGAUACCAAUUCCUCUUCAGUUGAAGCUAUGUACUCUGUUGCUAGUCAGUGUCUUCAUGAAAAGAAAAAUAAAAGACCAGACAUUAAGAAGGUUCAACAGAUGCUGCAAGAGAUGACAGCUUCUUAAAACUGUGUAGGAAAGGCCACCUGAUUUUUAUAUAUAGUUAUCUAAACCAUUUUUAAACUAUUUUUUCUAGAUGUUCUUUAUCGUUAACAAGACAUCAUGAUGCAAUGCAGUGGUUUCUAAAGCAUGCAUUGAACCUCCAACAUAUAGAACAAAUAAAAGUAAAGCCACCACAUCAACACUUAACCCUACCCACUUAGUAUCAACUUCAGUAUUCAUAGUAACCCCUGAGACAUCGACUUUGAACAUCAUCAAACAUAGUUAAAAACAUUUUUUUUUCCUUAAUAACAUGGACUGAAUUUUUCUGCCUCCCUGACAGGUGGUCAUGAAAAUCAACUGAUGCAGAAUAUGUACAGGCACUGUGUAAAUAGUGAAGUGAUAAAAACAUUUAAAGUUUAUAGAUGUAAUUAUAAAAUUCUAUUAUAGUCAGAUGUCUACAGGCUUGUGUUCACUUUAUUCUAUUUUCAACAAUCAUUUGCCACAAACUAAAUAUCCCCUAAUGAUACUGCCCUGAUGAUAUGGCUGUUAUUAGGUUAUAUUACAUGGCAAAGUUGAAGGGAUUUUACAGAUUCAGUUAAGGCCCCUAAUCAGCUAACUUUGAGUAAUAAAAGGAAUCCUGUUUUAAAUGGGUCUAACCAAAUCAGGUGAACUCUUCAGGAAAUAAAGAGAGAUUCUCCUAUGGGUCUCAAAGAACUAAGUACCAUGUUGUAAGAGGGCAAUAUUGCCAAAACUAAAGGGUAGCCUCUAGCAGAUGAGAGCUGUUAGUCAGCAAGAAACAAAUGGGACAUCAGUUGUGCAACCACAUGGAACUGAAUUUUGCCAACAACCUGAAAGAACUUAGAAGAAUAUUGCAACCUUCAGAUGAUACAAUGCCCCAACUGACACCUGGAUUUCCACUGAAUGUGGACCUGUCCAAGCUACCCGGACUUUUGAUAUGUAGAACUGUGAGAUAAUAAAUGGGUUGUGUCAAUCCACUAAGAGUAUGAUAAUUUGUUAUACAGCAACAGAAAAUGAACACAGAGAGAGACUCUCAGGAUGAUUUGCCUGUGAUGAUCCCAUCAUAUUUAUAGAUUCUACGUAUGCUCGAGGGUGUUUGGAAAUUAGAAAUUGAGUAUGAGUAUACCCUAGGAUUGUAAUGUACUGAUUUUCACUGAAUUCUUCAUUUCAUGAGGCCCUAGUCUUUUGAAAUUUGUUUGUUUUAUCAUAGUGAGAGAUUUCCUACAGUAGUGGCCAAUUGAUUUGUUAAAUGAUGUUUAACUAUUUAUUCUACAUUUAAAGUUCAUAGUUGGUUUAUAUUAUUUGAAAGUCUAUUUUAUAGCUUUAGAUGAACAGAAGGAAGGAAUUUACUUAAGUAUGAAAACUGACUGACAGAAAAAUGACUAUGUAUGAAUAUAAUGCCUAGUAUCAGUAACUUUUCAUUCAUUCAGUAACUUUUAUGUCAUUAGUUCUUUUAUUUUACACCCAGAACAUGAGCAUAUAAGGCAAGCUGUAGCAAAUUAUCAUACAUACAUAUGAUACAAUAUGUACAAUAGUACAUAAAUUAUGUACCAUUUAGUCCUUCCUAAGUGCUGUCCUGGGAAAUGAAGAUAGAAUAUCUUUCUUUUUUUUUUAUUGUAAACAAAUGGGAUACAUUUUGAUUCUCUGUACAUGGAGUAAAGGCAUACCAUUCAUGUAAUCAUAAAUUUACACAGGGCAAUGUUGUUUGAUUCAUUCUGCCAUUUUUCCCCCUACCCCCCCUCCCCAUCCACAAGAUAGAAUAUCUUUCAAAUCGCCUUUAUAAAUUAAGUAUGUAAGUGGUUGCCACAACUUACUGAAAUAUAAGCAAUUUAUUUGCUGGUUAAAAAGAAAAAUGAGUAAAUAAAAAGACCGCAUCCAAAUUAAUCUCGACAGGAACCAACAUAAUUUGAGACAUACAAUUGUUGAUAGUUAUAUUAUUUUAAAUAUAGCUGAUAAUUUUAAAUAUAGUUUGAAGAUUUAACUAUUUCUUGAAAUGAAAGCAUGUAUAUAAAAUAGCAUGUAUAUGUAGCUCUGAUUAUGGACUGUG